Tigriopus californicus is the source of this 5052-nucleotide messenger RNA. RefSeq names its product endoribonuclease Dicer-like. Lineage: Eukaryota; Metazoa; Arthropoda; Copepoda; Harpacticoida; Harpacticidae. The transcript is spliced from 8 exons. Gene Ontology annotation, molecular function: RNA binding; ribonuclease III activity; protein binding. Bases 189 to 4937 code for a protein of 1582 amino acids. Gene Ontology annotation, biological process: RNA processing. The record is from RefSeq and is a predicted model, not a curated record.
AGUCAACACGGACGAGCCGGGCACACCUCGCAAGCAAGCUUUGGAUAUUAUCUCCACAGUCCACUAACAAUUAUGAAUCACAAUGGGUCUUGGGAUUCAAUAGAACCGAAUCUAGUAGCUCUCACCAGUCGAUUGGAGGAUUUGUGUCUGAGGACCCGUGGAGAAUUGGCGUGCCAAAACACGUGAACAUGGCCACUGAGGAGGUGCUUAAAGAUCCAAAGCGGCCCAGACCCUAUCAGUCCGAAUUGCUUCAAAAGGCUGUGGAAAAGGACAUCAUUGUCUUUUUGGGUACAGGGACAGGCAAAACCUUUAUUGCUACGUUGCUUAUCAAAGAAUUAGGGCAUCAAAUCAUAGACAGCGGGAAAGUCACAAUUUUCUUGGUUCCCUCGGUCUCGUUGGCCGAGCAGCAGCACCAAUUUUUGAGAGACAAUCUGCCUUUCGAAAUUGGCAGAUUCACCGGCAAUGAUAACGUGGAUAAUUGGACUGAUCACGAAUGGAAGACCAAUCUGAAAGGCGUUCAAGUGUUUGUCAUGGUUCAUGACGUGUUCCUCCUUGCCCACCAGAGAGCCUUCCUUCCCUGGGGUCAAGUGAACCUGGUGAUAUUCGAUGAGUGUCAUCACGCCUCUAAAAACCAUCCGUAUGCCCGGAUCCUCACGGACUUGAAGGAAUACAAGAAGUCAAUGAGAAUGAUCGGCGAGCCAGUCCCUAGGGUGUUAGGCUUGUCUGCUUCGAUUGUAGCCAGUCACGUGUCAGAAAUCAAGUUCCAAGUUAAAAAGCAAGAGCUGGAAGACCUUAUGGAGGCUGAAGUGGCCACCGUUGAAGAUCUUGGAAAGUACCUGGAAUUCAUGACAAGUCCGGAUGAAGAGUUUGUGGUAUUUGAUGAUGUCAUGGAGGCUGGAACUUUUUGGGACAAGGCAGCUUUUCUGACCGACUUAACACUUGUCGGUCAAGUUCAGUCCGAAGAGACUUCUAAAAUUGAGGAUCGUAUUGAUCGGGGCGUAGCCGAGUUACAAGACACCAAAACGAUUAAGAAGAUAAAGAAUCUUGUAUUGAGCACCAUUCAAGUGCUCGAUGAAAUUGGCAUUUAUGGGGCGAGCAAGGUCUUGGACACGUUGGUUGAAGACAUCAUUGGUGUGAAACUCGAGUCUGUGGACAGCACCUUUGAAGAGAGUCUACUUCGUGUGGCCGAAAAACAUGUCAAGAAAUUCAAGCGUUUAGUGGAAGAGGCCCUGGCCAAGUCCACUUUGGAUGGCUUGGACAAGAUCCGGCACUUCUCCAGUCCCAAAGUCAACGUCCUUUUGGACAAAAUGUCGGAUUUCGUCUUGAACAACGCCAAACAAUCCGACGGCUCGUCGAGUAACAUCUCCGCCAUCGUGUUUGUCAAAGAGCGCGUGUGCACUUCGAUCUUGCGCUAUGUUCUGAGGGAGGCCUUUGCCCACAUUCCCCAUCUGUCGACUUUGAAAGUGGAUUUGGCCGUCGGCGGUCAGACUUCGUUCAAUUUCAAGGCAAUGGGGCAAGAAAUCAGUACCAAUAUGAUUCGAGAGAGCCAAAAGCUCCGCCAGACCUUGGCCAAGUUUGCCGGGGGUCAGAUCCAAGUUAUGGUAAGCACUUCUGUCUUGGAGGAAGGAAUCGAUAUCCGACAAUGCAACUUCGUGGUCAGGUUUGAACCCCCCGGCAAUCUGAGGCAAUACAUUCAAAGCAAAGGACGAGCUCGAGCGAAACCGUCCAAGUACUUGCUGAUGACUUGUAAAUCAGAUUUUGCUCCAUUCGCACAGAAGAUCAAUGAUUACCGCAAAUUGGAGCGCCUCCAAAUCAGAACUUGUCACCAUAUCGAAAGCAAACCAGACGAACCCUGUCGAUCUCCCAAGAUUUACUAUGCAAACCCUCAUGAACCUGACACGAGUCCCAAAACCACGGAAAUGGAAGCGAUAUCGUUGGUUCACCAGUACAUCCAGAAGUUGCCCUGCGACCGAUUCACGACCCUGGUUCCAUUUUGGGAGGCCAAAACAGAGACCUUAGCUACCAUGGGCGGGGCCCGUCAAUUGUUGUUUCAUGGCUUGGGCAUGGGGGAGGAUCGUCUCGAGACCAAAUGGUAUUUCGUUCUUCACAUGCCCCAUCUGUCACCAAUUCGCAAGCCCAUUACAGGUCCAAGGGUCAGAGAUAAAGAGUCGGCUAAGCGACGUUGUGCCUUAAAGGCGGUGGAGGUUCUUCACCAAAUGGGCGAAUUGACGGAUCGCCUCAUUCCCAGGGACAAUGAUGACUCUGACGACUCUGAUGAUGAAUCAUCGGGGACGGGGCCCAAAGUGGGCACCACCAAGAGCAAGAAAUACUACAAAAAACACUCGUGGAAGGCCUUCAACUCAUUAGACAUGUCUCGAGGAGAGUCGUAUCUUUACAAGAUGGAUCUUCAAUUGGUGGAGCCCAUUUCUGAGGCCGAAAAUGACAAGGAUUAUGAUUUAUAUCAUCCUGAAAACGAGUCCAGGAAGGUGGGCGUUAUUCUUGGCCAACCCAUUCCAGAUGUGGGUUUGACUAGAUUUCAUCUCUACAACUACUCAGGGAAGAUUCUGGUUCAAUUUCAAUUGGUGAGCAGGGUCGAUCUCUCUAAUGCACCCGAUCGUCGCACUCAAAUCAAGCAUUUCCACUCACACGUUUGUCGAGAUACUCUGAAGAUGGUCCCUCCAUGGUUUGACUACCUUGAUGAAAAGAACCCGAACUUCUUGAUCGUUCCCCUCCUCAACAAUGUUUUGGAUGAACUACUCUUGAACGAUAUCUUCACCAAGGAUGUGUUUGACUAUCCUGAUCCUGUUGUGAAGCCUCUUCAUCGGGAUAUAGGCCACUUUAUGGUGGAAAAGGUCCUCCAAAACCGUUCUCCCAGCUCGCCCCUAGAAAAUAACGCCAAGGAAACGUUUGCAUCCUACUAUGAAAACACCUAUGGAUGCAAAGUCACUGAUCAAAGUCAGCCGCUUUAUCGAGUGAGCAAUGCUGAUGCACGCCAUGACUUUCGGCUCCCAUUCCCAAGGAAGCAGUCGGACAAAGCAUCGAGUAGAAAAAAUACAUUUUUGCUCAUUCCAGAGCUUACACAAGUCCAACCUAUCCCUGCCAGUUUAUGGCGGGAACUGCAACUACUCCCUUUUGCCUUAUACAGAGUCCAGAGUUUUAUGCAAGUCCAAGACCUCCGUGAUACCUUGGCUGUGUCGAUGUCCAUGAGCGACAAAACUGCCGUUAAUUUGGACGCCACGUUUGACUUCUCUCUCACUCGACCAGAGUUUGGUGCCCUCAUUUGCGGUUUACAGGAAGACGUUGAUUCCGAAAGCAUGCCCUCUCUCAUGGAAUUGAUUGAGCCUUUGACUUUCAGCUCUUGUCGCGAAACCUUCGAUUUGGAAAGGCUGGAAAUCCUGGGGGAUGCUUUCUUGAAGUACGCAACCAGCAUAUUCAUCUAUUUCAAAAAUGAUCAGAUUCUUCAGGAGGGAUCCUUGACGGCCUUGAGAACCAAGGUCAUUUCAAACAAGAACCUCUUUCGUAAGGCCAUGGCCAUGCAAUUGGCCAAGUUUGUGUCCCCACAGAUUUUUGAGCCACAUCGCAACUGGAAUCCACCCGGAUUUGCCGACAUGGUGGGCGUGGAGAAGUUGAUCUGUGAUUGGGACGAAGAGGAUCGAUUGCUUUCUCCUCCCAGAUCCUACAGUCUUUUUGAUGCCAUUACUAUGGAACAAGUGUCGGAUUUGGCCAAAGAAUUGCGGACGCAGGGUCAAAUUGAGGCGAGCGAGAAGGCCAAAGUCAUAAAAAUGGCUAAAGAAGAAAUGGCUAAGCCUAAAGAGAAGGCACAGCCGAAUUCCAAUGGGCGUACCCUAAUUCGUCCUCGUGAUUAUCAUCUGAUUGGCGACAAAAGCCUCGCGGAUUGCAUGGAAGCCUUGAUAGGAUGCUUCCUGGCACAUCAAGGCCCAAAAAUGGCCUUACGUGCCAUGCUGGCAUUGGGGAUUGACUUGUCCAACUCCGACCGGGAUUUCGAUCAAUGGUUUUCUCCACCGACAAAUGCAUUUCAUGAAGACCUUCAAAUUAUUGAUCAUGAUGAAAAAAUCCUCGUGCUGGUUAAAAAGGCCCAAUUGUCGAUGGUGGAACAGAAGAUAGGUUAUCAGUUCAGGGAGAAAUCAUGGCUUCUUCAGGCUUUGACCCACUGCUCUUACAAUUCCAACAACUUCACGGACUCCUAUGAACGGCUUGAAUUCUUGGGGGAUGCAGUGUUGGAUUAUUUGGUCACUUGUCAUUUGGUCUCUAAAUAUCCGGACAAAGACCCGGGGGAAAUCACGAUUUUGCGGUCGUCACUCGUUUGCAAUAACACCUUGGCCAAAGUCACGGUUCAGAACCAAAUCCACAAGUUUUUGUUGCAUUCAAGUCCACAAAUCUUCAAGAAGAUCCACGAUUACGCUAAUUACACUUUGAAUGAAUUGAAUGAACUUCACGCCAAUGACUCGGCCAAAGUGACCCUAUCCAAUCUGGACUUGCUCAAUGAGAACACUUGUCCCGUUUUGGAGGAUGUGGAGAUUCCAAAAGUCUUGGGGGACGUUUUGGAAGCUCUUCUGGGUGCCGUCUACAUUGACUCGAAAUUCGACCUCCCGUUGGUAUGGAACUUGGUGAAGCGGUUGUUCCCUGAAAUGGAUGAAGUGGUGGCACUGAAGCCCCAGAGUCCGGUCAAACUUCUUAUGGAAAAAUAUCCCGAACGUGUGAAAUUUUGUACCUUGCCAAAAUUGGGACGAGGCCUUAACCGUACUGUGAUGGGAGUGGAAAUUUUCGACAGACCAUUGACUAAAGACAAGGAUCAAAGAGUGCCUCCCAAACGAAAGGCCAUAUUUAAAGGCCUGGGCCCGAACAAACGGAUGGCCAAGGAAACUGCUUCUCGAUGUUGCCUUCGAGAAAUCCAUUUACGUGGUUUGAUAUUGUGAAAGUAAAAUAUUUUGAGUGUUUGAAACUAUUGUUUUUUUCUUUCUUUCUUCUAAAUUCUAAUGCAAUGAACGCAAGUUGAUUCAGGAAGCCCAAUAAAAAUCCUCGUCAACUAGA